Molecule: messenger RNA, 4501 nt
Organism: Myripristis murdjan (pinecone soldierfish)
Lineage: Eukaryota; Metazoa; Chordata; Actinopteri; Holocentriformes; Holocentridae
Gene: mfsd13al
Product: major facilitator superfamily domain containing 13a-like
Exons: 7
Coding region: 359-1834 (491 amino acids)
Source: RefSeq, a predicted model, not a curated record
GCCUGCAUACACACAAAUCGAGUUUAGCCGGAUUUUAAGUUAUCUAAAGGUGUUUCCUGACAUCAGAUAGAUCGAUGCGCCAGGAGUAAGUAAGCAUCCGGAGACAGUGCGGAGUCCAUCUGAGAUCAAGAAGUGGAGCUGUUAAAAAAAGGGGGGGACAAUGCAGCUGACCUGUUUUUAAAGUGAGCCGACUUUGCUCAACACUGACUAGCAUUAGCCGUCCAUCAGUACUAGUUAUGUGAAAAAAACGAUGACAACGUGGAAUAUACAAUUGUGCAGCAGUUCGGUAGCUUAGCCUAUUAACGUCAGGUCAGCGGUACACUUGUUUGGCAUCUUGGUUUGACUGCAAAGCGUGAACAUGGAGGAGAAACCUGCGUCAGGUGUACGUGGCUACGGAGGCGGCAUGAACAUUGUCAUGAAACACCUGAGACGUUUCGGGGCCAGUCAUGUCGCCCUGGCCUACUCCAUGACGACCCUGGGAGCUGGCAUGCUGGGCAGUAUAUUCAACUUCUACUAUGUCAAACUCUUCCUCAAUAAGUAUAAGAUAUCAGAGGGAGCAUUUCACCAAUCGCAGGUCAUUUACAUGGUAUGGAAUGCAGUUAAUGACCCUCUCUUUGGAUACCUGCAAGACAACUCCCAUGUGCCCUGCUGCUCGCAGCGGCGUCUUUCCAUCCUGUAUGGGGCUCCUCUCUACUCACUGGCCUUUCUGCUGCCCUGGUUCCCAUGGCGAUCCUACAGCCCUGAUGACUGGCUGAGUGGCCUCCAUUUGAUGGUAGCACUUUGUGCCUUUGAUGCUAUGCUGACUUUUGUGCUCCUGGCGCAAUGUGCCUUGUUUGCUGAAAUUUCCGGCCUGCAUCAGAGCCGCCUGCAACUCAUCAAGUACAACCAGGUGGCCUCUCUAAUUGGUUCCUCCAGUGUGCUCUUCUGUGGUGUCCUCUCCAGAAACAUGGAGGACUUUGCAGCCUUCCAAGCCUUUACAGUGCUGAUUGCUAUCCUGGCCUGUGGCUGCAUGCUGUAUACAGGCUUCCAUAGUGAGAGCCGCUUUGACAAGAAAGGAUGCCCACCUGGGACUGGUGAUCAGACUUCAAGUCAAUCAGCACUUUCCUGGUCUUCAAUAAGAACUAUGACGUGGCAAAUCUUGACCAACAGGGACUUCCAGUGUUUUGUGAUCAUGAACUUCUUCCAGGUCUUCAUUCUGACUUUCUUUAGUAAUUUUACCAUGAUAUUUGCCGAGCACUUAAUUCCUGCAGAUAAACUGCCAUCACUGGCCAAGAGCUUUAUGUAUGGAGCCGGAUUCAUCUGUCCACAGAUAUUAGUGCUGAGUAGUCAGAGUCUCCUCCAUAGUAUUGGCUACUACAGGAUCAUCCUCCUCAGCUUCUACACAGAGUUUGGAAUGGCUCUUGUAAUGAUGGCAUUAGGUUCUCACCACUACUACAUCCUGGCAUUUUUCCUCACCAUUAACAUGGUCAUUAUUCAGGCAUCAUUCAGUCUGUUCAACUUGCCCUUGGCUGAUAUCAUUGACUCAGAUCUGCAGAAGUACAAGCGCAGUUCUCCUCUGUCCUCCAUGGUGUUUGGGACAAAUGCUCUGUUCACCAAGCCAGCACAGUCCCUGGCCCCUAUGCUAGUUCUUAAUAUCCUAAACCAGUUUGGCUACAACGAGCUUAAGGAGGCAGGAGUGGCUGCAAACCCAAGUGCCUUGGAGAGCCUCCACAGGCUCAUGUUCUGCCUAGUGUGUCUGGUGCCCAUGUGUAUCUCUGCUCUGCAAGUCUUCGCCUGGAGGCCGUUCUCCAUACGCAACAGCCACACAGUGGAGACAAAGUAUACUGAUGGCUGACUGUAACAUUUUCAGCACAAUCCAAGAUGUACCAGUAGCUACAUUCCUUUGGUUUGGGUUUGGGAAAAGUUGUAAUGGGGAUGAGUAAGGGAUCCAGUUUUUUAAUUGUUAUUUGAUUGAAAAUGAAUUGGAAAUGUGACUCACUUGAGGGCAUCCAUGGGUAUCGUGGUGGCAUCAGAGAGCCUAAAAGUGAAUAGUGUUGCACAAAUUCAUAUUGCACAGCCCUAAUAGUGCUCAUGAAAUUAGAGUUGGUCUAAUGUUAUAGUUCUUGUUUUUUCAAAGCGGUAUAUUCUUUGUUACCGGGCCAUGGACAGACCUUCUGUGGUCACUCAGUGGCACUGGGAGAAGAGAUUUAUAUUUUCCACAAAAGAGACAGAGAGCUAGAUCUAAGGGCAAUGAAAAUAUUUUUUAUUGUGGUACAGAAAAUUUUGAUAGACCUCACUCCAGUUCACAUCGUCGUCCUCACAAAGUAUCCGCCACUGACUCACUUGGAUCUCACAUGUCACUGUGUCCGUGAGUGUGAAGGAGCACCAGUGAGAUGUGGUGCGCACUAGAAGUCAGAAAAAAGUCAUAAAAAAUGGGCACAAAGGAGAAGAAGGGACCCCCCCCCCCGAUUCUUUGUUUCACUUUUCUGUAUGUGUAAAACGAGGAUCAAGGUGCGGAAAUGGAAUUUCAUUGCUUAUCUAUGUUUGAAUGUAUUUGUACUGAAUUUCCUGCUUCACAGCUUAAAACAUUUUUAUAAGAUUUCUGCAAAUAAGAAAAUUCCAAAAAGUCAGUUUUUUUUAAUGUAAAAAUUCAGUGUCAAAACUGUUGAAGUUGUAAUUCCUCAAACUGCAGGUGUCUCAUAUAGUGCCCUCUCAAGUAUUCCACUUCUUGUAAGUGUUCUGCAUUUUUGGGUGUUGCAGCCUGAAUUCAUUUUUUCGCAAAUCUACUAAAACAGCAUACACAAAUAUUACACAAAACUUUGUAGAAGUAGCAGUUAUCGCAUUAGCUGCAGUUUUUCUGCUUUUCUUGAGUAAGUCUUUAUCUGCUUGGCUCAUAUCGUUUUCAGGAUUGUCUCCUAUUCGUUUUUGGCAAAUUUGCCCAAGCUUGGUCAGGCUCAUUACUGAAUAUCUGGGAACAGUAAUUUAAGAGAUUUCCAGUGGACUUUAAGUCUGGGUUUUGGCUCAGACAGUCAAAGACUUUUACCUUCUUGUUCUUGGCUAUUUGCCUAGUAUCACUGUCCUACUAGAACAUUCAUUUUAACAUCAGUCUUUGGUAAGAAAGAUGUUUCACUGCAUCAUUCCCUCAAUCUUCACAGGUUUCUCAGUCUUUGCUGCUGAAUUCACUUGAGAGUUUUUCUGUACCCUGGACUUAAUGGUUGUUUUUACUCUGAUAUGCAGCCUCUUUUGUGAAACCUCAUGUUGAUAUGUGUUUACUUGCAUUGUGUGUGUCAUGACCAGUCAAUUUACAAAGGCCACAGAUUAAUUCUAGUCAACUCACCGACAUCUCAGGGGCUUUGAAAAGGAUUUCAGUUUACAGUGCCACUGCAAACAACACCUUUGCUAAUGAGUUCAAGGUGGGGGGGGGGGUGUCGCAAAGAUCUGAACCCAGGAUGUUGUGUGUACACGAUAUGUGCUUUAGCCAAAUAAGCCACCAGCCCAACUUUUAGCUGUUUAAUUAUACAUGAAUAUUUUUUAAAAUCAGAUUUUACACUGAGUCAUUUUGUAUAGAAGAGUCACAAAAACAUAUAUCACUUUGGUAAUCCAACUUGCGGAUGAUACACCGCAAAAUUUUGAGACAGGAGGCAGAAUACUUUUCAUGAGCUGCAUCAGUGAGCCAGCGUGGGUGACAGUCACAGUGAGCGGCACAACUCUGUGUGUGAUGUACAGUGUCUUACUAACGCAAAAGAGUGUGUCAAGUUUCUCCGUUUUAGUGAAAGUAAGCCAACUAAACACUGGAAAUGUACUGCAUCUGAAAUUGUGUAUUUAUAGUAUGUACUAUAUAUUUCUUGGUACUGUGCCUUACAAAUCAUCUACAAUAACUAACAUACUUGGCAAAUUCAGAAAUGAAGGGGAAUUUUUCAGUUUGGCUUUCCAUACUUAAUUAAAUACAUGUUUUAGACAACCAUGCCCAGAGUGGUUAUAUAUUUUCAUACACAAGCCUAUCAAGAGUCAUUCCAAAACAUGAGGAAGUGUGUUAUUUACAAAUCAGAUUAUAUGUAAAUAUACAAUGAUCAAAAUCAAUCAAGGUGGUACCAAGUCCUCUUAUGAAAAUUGGGAACAUCAUUACAGUGUCUUAUAAAUCAUGUCAUUAUAAAUGUAUAAUAACAAAACAGAUUAUGGAGUAAUAUGCAUAGGCUACCUGAUUUCUCACAGAAUUUUUGUCACCGCCGCUAAAAAUCAACAUUAUCUAUGUAGUCUGAAAUCUGAAUGACGUCUGGCUCCUCAUUUUGCAUCUACCAAAGCGACUUGACAAAACUAGAUUUAAGAAGAAUUAUUUAAUUAUAUUACAGCUAGUCAGCCCAGUUGUGUGGUAGAAAUUACUGAGUUGAAAUUACAGGGGACCAUUGCAUUUUAAUAAACAUGUAAUAUAGAGUGGAUGUUGAGUGAAUAAUGAAUCACUGGUAAAUAACUAAUUUCACCUAAUGGAUUGUGUAAUAUAAAAUAAAAUUCUGCCUCAGUGCUU